This is a messenger RNA of Zasmidium cellare ATCC 36951, 1545 nucleotides long. RefSeq lists its product as uncharacterized. The transcript has 2 exons. Lineage: Eukaryota; Fungi; Ascomycota; Dothideomycetes; Mycosphaerellales; Mycosphaerellaceae. Bases 1 to 1545 code for a protein of 514 amino acids. The record is from RefSeq and is a predicted model, not a curated record.
AUGGCUGUGGCCGCCGCUUCGAUGCAGCACUUCGCCGCCCACGACAAAACUCCACGCCCCGCCGCGGACCCUUUCUGGCAAUCCACACCACGAACAAACUCCGCAGGUCUGGCCUCUUUGAUGUCCGCCAUUCAACAGGUCCUGCCCGCACCUUCCACCACAACCACACCACAGAAGACGACGAGACACGCCAUGUCACGCCGGCCGCAAUGCACCCACAUCUACAUGAAUCGAGUCCAUGGCGAUCUCACAUGCAACAUGUGUGGCCGCAUUCCUGAAGUCGGUUGGGUGUACGCCUGCCAGCAAGAUCGGCUACCAGGCCAGUACGACCCACUGCCGGAUGUUGAUGCUGUGCCCGUCACCGUUCCUGACGAUAGCAACUACUUCGAUGCACGAGCUCGUGUGGCCGAGUACUUGCACAUGAGCCCGAGUGUGAUCAAAGGCAUCCGCGCUGGCGACUACGACAUUGACCAAGUCGAAAAGCUUAUCAAGCAGCGCGAGAAGGUCAUUCGCACCAUCAACGAGCAAGAAGUUCGACUGAAGGAGGGAUCAGGCUCUGUCUCUGCGACUUCAUCACCUCACAACAUCAUCACCUCCGUCGGAUCAACUGCACCCGCAGAGAACUGCAGAAACAGCACCGCGCUACCGAUGAGUCCCGCGGGCACCCCAGCCAACACACCACAUGACAGCCAUGCCACGACACCAGUGAAGGGUGAUGGCGAGAGUACGCCAAGAUUCAAGUACAAUUGCACGUUCCAAGUGUGUCAUGCUUGCCGCCCUUUCUUUCUCGACCGGAUGUACAUUAGCUUCGAAUCAGCUUUCAACGGUGAAGGACCUUCAGCUCCACCACAGGAGUGUCAAGGCCUACGAGUCGCAGACGCACGCAUCAUCUCGAAGAUCGGCCAGCAUGCAGUGCCGCGGCCCUUGCCACUGCCAAACAUUGCUCGACCACAGCCAAGUAUGGACAUCGUCACGCAGAGCACCAGUGAGGUCGACGAUGACAUAUCAGUCGACUGGUCAGACAGCGAGCAUCCAUCUGAGCGACUUGACAGCUCUGAGCUCUAUCCCUGCCCAGGUCCCGGUCAAUGCCCAGUCUGGAGCCGUCAUUCAGGUUGCGCCUACGACGUUGGCUUCGAUGAUGGCAGACGUGCUAUGAACCACGGCUACUUUCAAGAGAUGGACAUAGACCGACUUACCCCAGAGAACUCACACAGCCAGCUGCGUCACAUGACAGGCAGCUUGACCAACACGCCCAUCGGCACCUCAUCAACCGCAUCCUCGCUCAGCCUGCCCACGCCAACGGCCUCCAACCUCGCCCCGCUCCUGCCUUCGGACGAUCUGCUCAGUGUCACGCCGCAAAAGCAAGGAAAGUCGGGCAAGGCCAAGUCAGUCUGCGGUGAGUUCGAUGCGUACGACCGCAAAGUCGGCCUGCGCGGUAGGCCCAGCAGCAGUAGUCUAGGAAGCGAAGUGGAGGUUGAAGGUGGCGUUGCGCUGACAGAAGAGGCAGUCGAGUCUGGUACGCCCGAUAUCAUCACUUCGCAGUAG